GAUGCCGACCGUGCUUCCAGACCUCUCUCCUGCCGCGGAGACUUUGACUGGAACCCCCCCCAGCGCCGCGUUGGUGCCUUCCGGCCCGGUCACGUGGGCGAGAAGAUGGCGGCCCCCAGAGCGUGCCGCGAGCGUCGGGGUUGGUGAAACGCUGGUGGCCGCUGUGGGCGCGGGUGGGAUCGGCGGCCUCGUCUUCCCGGAGCUCGUUUGGGCGUUUCGGCUGCAGGUAGCACGGUUCUUGUGCCCGGGAGGCCCUGGUUUCGGCGCAGGUGAGGCUGUGGAAGGCCUGGGCCCGUGGGCAGGAGGCAGCCGGCGGCGCCAUGGUGACAGAGCAGGAGGUAGAGGCAAUCGGGCAGAUGCUGGUGGACCCCCAGCAGCCCCUGCAGGCCCGCUUCCGGGCGCUUUUCACCCUCCGCGGGCUCGGUGGUCCCGGAGCCAUCACCUGGAUCAGCCGGGCCUUUGGUGACGACUCUGCCCUGCUCAAGCACGAGCUGGCCUACUGCCUGGGCCAGAUGCAGGACUCCCGGGCCAUCCCCGUGCUGUUGGACGUGCUCCGUGACACCCACCAGGAGCCCAUGGUGCGCCACGAGGCGGGCGAGGCCCUGGGGGCCAUCGGGAACCCAGACGUUCUGGAGGUCCUGAAGCGGUACUCCACCGACCCCGUCAUUGAGGUGGCCGAGACGUGCCAGCUGGCUGCCCAGCGGCUCGAGUGGCUGCAGCAGCACCGUGGGGAGCCGGCGGUGGCCGGGCCCUACCUGUCCGUGGACCCUGCUCCUCCAGCCGAAGAGCGCGACGUGGGGCGGCUACGGGGGGUCCUGCUGGACGAAGCCCGGCCACUCUUUGACCGCUACCGAGCCAUGUUCGCCCUGCGGGAUGCCGGCGGCGAAGAGGCUGCGUUGGCUCUGGCCGAGGGCCUGCACUGUGGCAGCGCCCUCUUCCGCCAUGAGAUUGGCUACGUCCUGGGCCAGCUGCAGCACGAGGCGGCCGUGCCCCAGCUGGCAGCGACCCUGGCCCAGCGGACCGAGAACCCCAUGGUGCGGCACGAGUGCGCUGAGGCCCUGGGAGCCAUCGCCCGGCCCGCCUGCCUGGCCGCCCUGCGGGCCCACACAGCCGACCCCGAGCGCGUGGUGCGAGAGAGCUGCGAGGUGGCCCUGGACAUGUACGAGCAUGAGACCGGGUCAGCCUUCCAGUACGCCGAUGGGCUGGAGCAGCUACGCGCGCGCCCCUCCUAGAGCCGCCUGUCUGCCUGCCUGCCUGCCCGCCCUGCAGGACUCGGCAUGAGCUGCAUAUAAACCGAGCUUGUGCGGAUCGGGUCUGGCUUCCCCGUCCCCCUGGGGCUGUCUGCUUGGCCUGAUCUGGCUGCUUUUGCAUCCUGACUCCCCCAGGGCCAGGCUGAGGUGUCCUGUGUCCCUCAUGGGGGGCCUGGCGCAGGGCUGCAGCACCCGGGUUUCUGGUCACGGCGGUGGGAUGUUGGCGUGGGAACGGGGGUCUGAGGGUGCAGGCCAGGGCUAUGCUCAGGGAAGUUGGGGUUGCCUUGACCCCGCCUCUUGAGGAACCAGGGGAGCCCGGAAAGGCGCUGUGGGCAAACCCAAGCCCUUGGGCCUGGCCAAGGGCUGGGGCUUCCAAGGGCUGCCCCUGGGGCCUCUGACUCCCUAGCCCGGGACUAGGCAGGGUGGGAAGGUUGUUAGGGGCUUGGGGGCUGGGGAGGGACAAGCAGACCCCGGCCAGUGACCACCCUUGCCCUCCUGCCCAGAGGCCUGCACUCAGUUAUUUUUGCCAAGCCAUGACUCUCAGACUAUGUUGGGGGCUCUGCAGGGCUGCUCUCAAGGAACAUCUCAGGGAGGGGGCCGGGGUGUUUGAAGAGCUCCAGGCCCAUGCCCUGGUUUCAUCUCCGGCCAGCCCACUCCCAGCCUGGCCUUCCGCACACCCUCAUUCUCACCCAGCCCCUAUUGGGGUUUAGUGGUAUGGCUAGGAGCCCAGGCUGUGGGUUCCCGUCCCAGCUACCCGCCUCAUUCUCCAUGUGCAGCCUUCAACACCCUGUUUUACGGCCAUAAAAUAGGCGUAACCAUAGAACCUAAUCUCACGUGGGACACAUUCCACCUGCUGUGGUCUGCCGGCCAACAACAUCCCUGCCCGGUCACAUGAGGGCAUAGAUGCCCAGAGUGGGGGUCCUUGGGCUGGUUCUGCCACACUGAUGCCUUCUCCUCCUGGCCCUUCUGAUACCAGGCACGCGAGGUCUCCACCCUAAGCAAGUCAUCUCUCCAUGGGCAUCCUACAAUUCGAUUCAGUUCUGAUGCUCACUGCCGAGUUCACGCCGGGUCCCCUCCUCACUGCUGAUGAUUUGCUCGCAUAGCUCCCAGA
Messenger RNA from Neomonachus schauinslandi (Hawaiian monk seal), 2361 nucleotides. RefSeq names its product deoxyhypusine hydroxylase (gene DOHH). NCBI's taxonomy places the organism in Eukaryota, Metazoa, Chordata, Mammalia, Carnivora, Phocidae. Gene Ontology annotation, biological process: peptidyl-hypusine biosynthetic process. Bases 321 to 1232 code for a protein of 303 amino acids. Gene Ontology annotation, molecular function: deoxyhypusine monooxygenase activity. The record is from RefSeq and is a predicted model, not a curated record. The transcript has 5 exons.